This is a messenger RNA of Musa acuminata subsp. malaccensis (wild Malaysian banana), 765 nucleotides long. NCBI's taxonomy places the organism in Eukaryota, Viridiplantae, Streptophyta, Magnoliopsida, Zingiberales, Musaceae. The record is from RefSeq and is a predicted model, not a curated record.
AUGGCUGAUGAGUCAGCACGGCUUGGUCUUUGGGUUGAUGUCGGGAGCUGUCAACUAAGCUGGAUGACAAGGUGGCUGUACCCUCGGAAGGGGGUGCUUAUCGACAUUUGUCAGUCUCGGGGCCGGUUAGCGGCUCGCCCUUACGUGCUGGAUGGCGACCCCUGGGUUGAGACGCUCGCAGCUCGCAGGUGGUCAUUCGAUUGCAAAAAUGGCUCUCGUCGAGUGAUCCUUGACUUUGUCCCCUCCGACGAGCAACCUCCCUUCGGAACUCCAAUCCAAGCAAAGGAUGCAGUGAUCUGCAAGUUCCCAGAUGAUCCAUCCAUCUUACUGGGAACUCUAUCGGUCGUCACACUCGUUCUAGCUGCCAUUGCAGGGCACGUUGCUGUUUACUUCCCUUACAAGGGCAAGUCGGUCCCAAGAAAUGCUUUGUUUCGGAGCGCUACCUUGUCUACAUUCUUUGUCCUCGCCGAGGUACUCACGGUUCUGGCUUUGUUGAUGCUGCUGUGGACUACCAUCAGCGAAAGCCUCCACAGGUCUCGCAACGUGCACCGUGAUCUCACCACGCAGUGCCCAACCGCGAAGACGGGGCUCUUCGGCGGUGGCGCCUUCCUCGCCCUCGAUGCCGCUCUCUUUUGGCUUGUUUGCCAGAUGCUAACGCUGAAUGCGAGGUCGGAUUACUUGGACGAGGACGACACCAAGGGAGAGUACGUUGACGUCUGCACCACCGAGUUUGAUGUCGCUGAGACGCAUCUCCCCACUGCGUAG